Aquila chrysaetos chrysaetos is the source of this 7709-nucleotide messenger RNA. It is a transcript of the gene CHM, whose product is annotated as CHM Rab escort protein. Bases 44 to 2065 code for a protein of 673 amino acids. Gene Ontology annotation, molecular function: GDP-dissociation inhibitor activity. The record is from RefSeq and is a predicted model, not a curated record. Lineage: Eukaryota; Metazoa; Chordata; Aves; Accipitriformes; Accipitridae. Gene Ontology annotation, cellular component: cytosol; nucleus; Rab-protein geranylgeranyltransferase complex. Gene Ontology annotation, biological process: intracellular protein transport; vesicle-mediated transport; protein geranylgeranylation. The transcript has 17 exons.
CCGUUUCCGCCAGCGCCGGCCACGUGACGGUGCCCCUCCCAAGAUGGCGGACAACCUGCCCUCUGAGUUUGAUGUGGUGGUGAUAGGGACCGGUUUGCCUGAAUCUAUUAUUGCAGCGGCAUGUGCCAGGAGUGGCCAGAGAGUUCUUCAUGUUGAUUCGAGAAAUUAUUAUGGUGGAAACUGGGCCAGCUUUAGUUUUUCAGGAUUAUUGUCCUGGAUUAAAGAAAAUCAGCAAAAGACGAAUAUCAAUGAUGAAUGUGAAGACUGGAGAAAACUGAUCCUUGAGAAUGAAGAAGUUAUUUCUCUUAGCAAGAAGGAUAAAACUAUUCAACAUGUAGAAGAUUUCUGUUUUGGCGAUCAGGAUUCAGCUGAAGAUGUUGAAGAAGCUGGUGCAUUGCCAAAGCUGCCUGUCUUUGGAGCCUCUGGUGCCGAGGGGGUUGCUCAGGAAUCGGAAAAAGAGUGCCCACCGGUGGAGAGCGCCUUACCGGAGGUGGAGAGUGCGGAACCAGAGAAGGCUACAGGCACUGAACCAGCAAGUGCAAUGGAAGGGAACGAUACAGAAAUAACCUCUGAGAAUGAAAGUUCUCAUAGUGCGGCUUUAGGCGAAUCCACUCUGGAAUCGGGAAAAGCUGAAGCUGCACCCUCAGAAAUUUCUGCCCAAGAACCAAAGAAAAUUACAUAUUCCCAAAUUGUUAGAGAAGGCAGAAGGUUUAAUAUUGAUUUAGUUUCCAAGUUGCUUUACUCCCGAGGUCUGUUAAUUGACCUUCUGAUUAAGUCAAACGUUAGCAGAUAUGCAGAGUUUAAAAAUGCGACACGAAUUCUUGCCUUUCGAGAAGGAAAAGUAGAACAGGUACCUUGUUCUAGAGCAGAUGUCUUCAACAGCAGACAGCUCACUAUGGUGGAAAAGAGAAUGCUAAUGAAAUUUUUGACAUUUUGUUUGGACUAUGAACAACACCCUGAUGAAUACCAAGACUACGAGAACGGUACAUUUGCUCAGUUCUUAAGAACACGGAAGUUAACACCCAGCUUGCAGCACUUCAUUCUUCACUCUAUUGCAAUGGUUUCAGAGACUGAUUGCAGCACUCUUGAAGGUCUUCAGGCAACAAAAAAAUUUCUUCAGUGCCUUGGCCGCUAUGGCAAUACACCAUUUUUGUUUCCUCUGUAUGGUCAAGGAGAGAUCCCACAGUGCUUCUGCAGGAUGUGUGCCGUAUUUGGUGGAAUCUAUUGUCUUCGCCAUUCCGUGCAGUGCCUUGUAGUGGACAAAGAAUCUGGACGAUGCAAAGCUAUUGUGGAUCAUUUUGGACAAAGAAUAAGUGCUAAUUAUUUUAUUGUGGAGGAUAGUUACCUUUCAGAGAGCGUAUGCACAAGUGUGUGUUACAGGCAGAUCUCCAGAGCAGUGCUCAUUACAGAUCAGUCUGUACUAAACACAGAUUCAGAGCAGCAGGUUUCCAUUUUGACAGUGCCUCCAGUGGACCUAGGAAAACCAGCAGUUUGCGUCAUUGAGUUGUGUUCCUCAACCAUGACAUGCAUGAAGGACACUUAUUUAGUCCAUUUAACCUGUCCAUCAACUAAAACUGCUAGGGAAGAUUUAGAGCCUGUUGUACAGAAGUUAUUCAAUCUAAAUACAGAAAAAGAGACUGACAAUGAAGAACUGGAAAAACCUAGAGUCCUCUGGGCAGUCUACUUCAACAUGAGAGAUUCUUCAGGAGUUGACAAAAAUUCAUAUGAUGGCUUACCCUCAAAUGUUUAUGUCUGUUCUGGACCAGACUCUGCUUUAGGAAAUGACUGUGCUGUCAAACAGGCUGAGACUAUUUUCCAAGAAAUGUUUCCUACAGAGGAAUUUUGCCCACCACCACCAAAUCCAGAAGAUAUUAUUUAUGAUGAAGAUGAGAUUGUGCCAGAAGAGUCUGGAUUCAGUAAUUCAGCAGAGACAAAACCUGAAUCCUCAACUGAGGAAGGCAGUAGCGGAGGUUUGCUUGCAAUUACUGUUCCUUUGGAAGUAUUUUCAGCCAUGAAGCUGCUACGUCUGCUUUUUCUGGUGAUGAUGAUGCUUAGGGCCAUUUGACAGGUAAUCAUUAGAACUUAGAUCCUUGCAGACUAUGGGGUCUUUUCUCCUAUCAUUGCAGGGGGAUUUAUGUAGGUAACUCCUAUUAAUGUUAAUGGGACUUGCAUGUGUAAAUCCUCCUUGCAUCAAUGGGAAAAUUGACCCCUGAAAAAAAAAUCUUCAUGUUAGACUUGCUGAUUCAGAAAUGUCCAGGCACUGUCAGCUCCUGUGUGGAAGUGUGAUGGAGCAUGUACUUUGUGCCAUUUCACUAAAAUGCUCUGAAGAGGACUUAGGGAAUUUUCAGGGUUUUUAUCUUUUAUAUUGUAUUUUAUAUUUUCCAUACACUUCCAAAUCUUAGAGGUCCUUUAACGAUUCUCUUUAUGUAGCUAGUAUCAAUUCCACUUUCUGUACUCAGGAGGUUGCAUGGCUCCUUUUGCUUUGGAUCUCGCUGUAUUUUAGGCCCCUCUCUCUCCCCUCCAAAUCUUUUUACAUCAGCAACAGCUGAGUUGCAACAGCUUAAAUUCAAGAUCAAUUUGCUAGUAAUGUAUUGAUUAAUGACAAGUCAGAAAUAUUAAAAUACUGUUUUCACACAAUAAGAGACUAGGUCACUUACAAUCCAUAAUCUCAUCUGUUGAAAGGAUAAAAUUAAUUUUCUCAACACUUUUUCCAGGCUGGGAGUGGGAGAACAUGUGAACUACCCACUUUCCUCGGGUGGUGGAGAGAAGAAGGGAAAGACAGACAAACAAAUGAAAAUAGCUAAAGCAGGAUUGUUGUAGUGGGAGGGGGAGGAUAAAAUGGGGGCUGUUUGUCAUAACCUUCAUGCUCUGAGAUCAACUGAGUCGUGCACUUUUAUUUCCCUUUUUGCUGUGUGAGAUUUCUACACAAUUUCUAACAGUGUAUGGACUCUGGGGAAAAAAUAUAUAUGUGCUUUUCAGAAUGAGGCGACAACAAUUAACAAAGAAUGGAAUAACAUAUAAAUAGAGUAAUAACCGGCACACACACUGAGGACUGCAGUACAAAUAAAACUAUUAUUUUUUGUUUAACUGUGGAUAUGAUUAUCCAUUCUUUAUUGUGUAUUUUGUUGCUCAGUCAGUUACUACUGCAGAUCUUUUAUAUAAUCCUCUGCAGUACAUUUUAAGUUUUUACUUAUCUGACAAUUUUAUAUCAGUAGCAAGUCAUCCCCUUAAAAAGUAAAAAUUAUGGUGUCAGAACUACUCAAAACUGCUCCAGAGAUCUUUCUUAGCUUUUCUGCCAUAAUGAAUGUUCUCUUCUCCCAUUAAUUAUCAGUAAGCUCUGCAGAUUCUGGUGGGUUGUCUGCUGCUGAUGCUCUUCUUUAUUUUUCCUCAGAAUUCUGUGACUGCAAUUAGUGCAGUUGCUAAUUUUCAAACUAAGGGAUCAGGUUACUGAGAUCACAUCAUGAAACUUAAUUGAUUUGUGUCUCUGUGUGUAUGUAUAUAUAUAUAUUUCUUAUGACAAAAUUAUUAACUCAUAGAAGUUUAUCAUUUAAACUUUUGCAGAAAUCAACCGCUAUAGAAUGUCCAAAAGUUAGAAUUACCUGCUAUUACCAAAACUGUCAAAAAUAUGUGGGAGAGUUGUGGUGGCAGGGCAGUUGCUUGCAUUCCUUGGGUAAGUAGUAAUGCGAAGUAUCUUUGGUAAGAUGUAGAAGUAGUUGAGACACUGGACGUUUGAAAAACUGAUGCAAAAUGUUCAUUUAUUGCAACCCAAUUUAAUAGUAAGAUUCCUUCAAUAAUCAGAUGGAAGUCUUAACUUCGGUGUGUAUGAUUUCAAGAAUAACUUUUUUAAUGUGAUAAAAAGUUACCAUAGAACGAUACUUUCAGCUGUAGAGGUAAGUAGUAGGAAAUGGUCAGCCAUGGUGGAAAUCAUGUCAUCAGCCUCAUAUCUAGCAAAAAAAUUACUGUUGGUGGAAACAGAGCUUAUUAGCAAUUCCACCAUUACGUUUAUUUACAGGCUGCCAGUUCCUGUUCGUAAGAGUGAACGGUUCUUCAAAAUCUGGAUGGGGAGCCAGGCAGGAAUGUUGUAAAUUUCAAUGACAUUUGAGAUUCAGAAAGUUGACAGUGAAGUAUCAGGAAGAUGCAGUUGUUGACUGCAUGGGAGUUCUGAUCAGAGGAGACUUUAAUAGAAAAUACUCUUCCUGUCACAAUUCUAACAGACAAUAUAUUUUACACUACUUGCAUACAUUGACAAAAAAGAUGGAAGAUAUCAACCUGAGUGUAUAUCAAGACUCAGAUGUAUUUGACUAAACAAUGGUUGCGUAGACAAUGGUUGACUCCCAGUGUAUAUAAUGCAGCUCAAGUGGCAGUUUUAUGUAGGUGUCUUCUCAAUCUUGGGUAAAAGCUUCUUUGAGAGCGUUGCAAGUUUUACAACGGGCUAGUAUACUGAAUUCAGUAGUACACUGCUUCACCCGAUUUUAGUUUUUCCUAUUACCUAUCUGAAUUUUUUUUACUCAAACAGAUUAAAGCAUCAAGUAGAACUAAAAUACUUUCUUAGUGGCAAUCUAAUCUUUUGAUUACCGUAAGAGGCAUGGUGCAAGGAGGUUGUCCUGUUAAUACAGAUAAUGCUGAUUUUAGGAAAUCUCAGAACACCCACAUUUUUAGAUACAGAUUUUCAAUAUAUCAUGCUUCCUUCUGAAGUGCCACCCCAUAAUUCAUAAUAUAUUUGGGUCUCUGGAGAAGGCUUUAGUGCUGUUCCUCCAUUCUGUAUGGUUAAGACUUCAGUAAGUGGAGCAUGCCAAAGGCUGUGGACACUCCAUCUCAAAUAGUCCUGACUGAGAGGCUUCUCUUCUGAGGUGUUACUGCAUGAUAGCAGUCACCACUGGUGGCUAACAAAUGUGGCUUUGGCUUUUAUAGUUGCUUUUUUGCUGCUCCAAUUUCAGGAAGCUUAUUAUCUAGUUGAGUACUGGUAACUUUAUCUCAUUCCUUUUCUUUUGCUCUAAGCAUGGAGCUGGACUAAGAAAUGCUUCUCUGUUGGAAGUGGUUGUUGUCUCGAUCCUGAAGCUGUGUAGGUUAGUAAGUCAUAUUAGCGCAGUGAUAAAACAUCAGGAUAACGUCAUGCUAGACUGCAGUUCAUUGAUACCUCAAGGCCUAGUUCACAAGACAUAAAAUCAGUGUGGUAUUUGGCUGGUAUUCUGUACCCGAGUUGAAUGUCCAGACUGAGGAACAAGUUUUUUAAUUACUGGCUGACUGGCUUACUCAAAACUUGGAGUCUAGAAAAGGAUAGCUUACAAGAGUCUUCCCUCUUAAAAAAACCAAUCAAACAAAACAAACAAAAAAAAAACCAACCAAAAAAAAAACCCCUAAAAAACCCUACAAAUCCAAACGCUCCUGUGCUGUGUUUUAGACUGUGCGUACAUAAGAAACUUUGUGAUGGCCAAUGUGGAAUUCUGAAUCUAUUCUGUUUCAAACCUGAGCAUAUUUCUGGAGCUCACCCAAGGGAAAGCCAUUUAAUCAUGAUGAGAGACCAGCUGUCAGACCAAUGUAACGAAACAUUUCUCUGCUUUGGGAACUUUUCAGUAGCGUGAAAGUCACAGCAAGUCAUGGUUGAGUCCUUUGCUGUGAAUAAAUUAUCCAGUGAAUUCAGCCUUUUUUCCUGUGCAAAAAUUGGUGUAAGCCCUAGCUGAGUACCUUCAGUGAAUAAUUUUUAGACUAUAGAUUAUUCAGAGAAAACCCACUAUAUGAAUCUUGCAGCAACUUACUAGCUAAGUCAUGUGGUAUUUUCCUGGUCCAUAUUUGGAUGCUGAAAUAAUACAUAAAACUUAAUUUUUAAAAUGGUGUAUUCAUUAUUAUGUCAUACAUUUUUAAGACAAAAAAAUAAAAUGCUUUUAUGAAAAACAGCGAAGAUGCUAUCUACUAUUAAGGAAGCCACCGUAAAAUAACUUAUUUGGGUGACAAUUGUACAUGAUGCUUGCAUUUUCUUUCCAUAGAAGUUUUAAGCCAGGAAAUUGUAGAUUCCUUUCCAGACUCUCAGUGUGAAUCUAAAAUGAAAAUGUGAUCAUGGUAAAAGCUAAUAGCCCUCUCAGUUACGUUUUAAGGACAUACUCAUCUCUGCUAAGAUAUCACUUGAAAUGCACACAGUAUAUAGACUAUACAUUUAAAAAUUUGGUUUGCAUCAGUUCUCUUCAGAUGGUCUAUUCCAGUGUCAUUUCUGAAGUGAUGUCUGAAAAUGCAUGCAUGUGCACAAGUGUUGAUAAAGGAGGGAGGAAGCAGUACUGGAAGAGUAACAACAAGCAGUGGAUAAUGUAUCAACUUGGGAUUCAAGAGAAGUGGAUAUAUUUUUUGGCUCUGGCACUGGUUUCCUCAAUGAACUUGGUUGAGUCAUUUCCCUUUAAUGUCGUAGUAAAAAGCUGUAAAAUGGUGACAGAUAUUUUCUGAAGCCUUUCAAGAUAUCAAUAAAAUAUAAAAGUAAUAUAUGUAUUUGAGAAAGAAAAUGAACAGUCUUAAUGAUAACUGUAAAAAUGCAUAGCAGUAAUACUUGAGUAGAGGUGCAAAUGAUUUUCUGAGAAAAAACCAAAUAUAACUAUUAUAAUGUGAUUGGGAUAGCAGAUUGGUUAUCCAAGUCCUUUUUUCCAUCUCUGACAUUUUCUGUUUUACAAGUAAGGUUUCAGCAAUCAGCACAAACUCUUUGUUUACUGCUUAAUAAAAAUAACAUAAAAUUAUACUUUUUUGAAAUUUUUCUGAUUAUGCAUAUUUUGCUGGCAGAUUGUAAUGCAUAUUGCUUCAUUGUUUAAUUAGGAAUUAAUGCUAAUGUCAUUAACAUUCUAUGUGGUAAUUCAGUAGGUUGCCUAUUUAUAGACAUAAUGAAAGUCGUAAUUUUUUUUGUAGUAAAGUGCUUUUGACUGUGCUAUUAAAUUAAAAAUACUCUAACGUGAUGUUAGCUUUCAGUUUCAUUGUCCAUGGUCCAGUGAAUCUGAAAAAUACUGCUACAUGUACUAAACAUGGGGGGUUUUAAUUUUAUUUUUUUUAAUAGAGCCUAACUCAUCCUUUCCUUUGAGAAAGAAACAAGAAACAGACCAAAUUAAGCAGGAGUCUCAUAAAACUGAGAUCUGAAGUUUAAAAUACUGUUCUGCCUGAAGACUAUUUGGAGUUAGGACACUGAAUUUAAAUAAAUCAGAAUCUUACCCAAAUUUUAUUCUGUGGUGCUGCUUACAAAUCAGGUAAUUAGGCAGCACUUCAUCUUUCAGUUUAUUACCACGAAUAUGGAUGUGUGCUUUAUUUGUGGUUAUAAAGUGCAAAACAACUGCUGAAUUUUGUACUCCAUGUCAUCUCUUCAGUAUGGACAAUGAAUUCUAUGAAUUUCUUUCUACACAGCCUUUUUCUAAGCAUUUGUAAUAUCUUAUUUGCAUAAAUGACCUCCUUUUCUAGGAAGGUUUGUAAAUAAAAGCAGUGGGAUACCUGUAACAAAAAUCAAUAAGCACAAAAAUGUGAAUGAAGUAUGCUUCAAGGAACUCCUAAAAUUGUGUUAUGGCCCUAUUUUGGAUAGUAUUUCUUCUGCUGUCCUGUCUGUAUAUACAGUCUUUAUACUGUGAACACAUUGUGCAUGUUCUUAUUUUAGUUCACCUUUUUACAGCUUGAAUUACGCGUACUUGUAGGGCUCUAUUUCUACACUUUGUAACAUGUUCCAGUUUAAUUAAACAGCUCUUUUGAUUGUG